This is a messenger RNA of Heterobilharzia americana, 909 nucleotides long. The record is from the annotation of a GenBank genome assembly. Lineage: Eukaryota; Metazoa; Platyhelminthes; Trematoda; Strigeidida; Schistosomatidae.
AUGAUCACCUUAGAAGUGUGCAACCGGGCUGUUGAAGAGAUCCUGUGUACCAGGUUUGAACAGGCAAAAGAAGAAUCCAGAUAUGAAAAAUCGACUACAAGAUUCUUCGAUGAACUAAAGGAACAUGGAGCACUUGAAGUCUUAACUCGUGAGUAUGGUGAUCUCCUGCUUUCUUCUCCGGAGCCCAAUCAAAGUGUAACUUUAUGCAUAGAUUUAGAAAGUCUACCAGAAGAUCAUAAUCAGCUAGCUCAUAAAUGUGGUCUUUUAAAACGAAAUUGUGUAGCAGCAGUGUUUGAGAAAUUUUUCGAGUUUCAAGCUAAAUCUGAUGUGCAUUCAGGUUCUAAACGGGCGAUUAUACAUUAUAGAGAAGAUGAAACAAUGUAUGUACAAGCAUUGGCUGAUCGUGUUACAGUUAUCUUUAGUACAGUGUUCAAAGAUCCAGAUGAUAUGUUAAUUGGCAAAUUAUUUAUGCAAGAAUUUACUGAGGCAAGAAGACGUCUUGACAGAGCACCUCAAGUAUUAUAUUCACAUCGGGUACCACCGAAUGAAUUACAGGGAACUGAUGCAGUUGUCAAUGACUCAGUAGCAUACAUCACCUUUGUACUUUUUCCACGUCAUUUGGCUACAGAAUCUGCGCGUAAUUCAACAAUCGACUUGAUACAAACACUACGCACUUAUUUACAUUAUCAUAUUAAAUGCUCUAAAGCUUAUAUUCAAAUGCGUAUGCGUGCUAAAACGGUAGAAUUUUUAAAAGUUCUUAAUCGUGCACAUAUUGAAUAUCCAUUGAAUCCUGUAAUUAAAACUUCAAAUCUUACUGAUGAAUUGAUGUCUACGCCUUCAUUGUCAGUGAAUAAAGCAAGCGGAGGAAUACAAAGUGAUAAUAUGAGUCGAACAAUGCGAACAGGUUAA